GAAUAAUCAAUUAAUUAAUUAAUUGAUAUCUCAUAACACAAAAAUCUUAAUUCGCCGACCAAUACACAUGAUAAAGUCAAAAAAUUUCUUAUAUAAAGCCAUGACAUAAUUCACAACUCUCAUUAGUCUAACUUGCUUCCUCUUCCUUCAUCAUCCUUAUCCCUUCUCACUUCCCAAUUCUUCUAAAUCAACCUUCACAUUCCAAUUUACCAAUUUCUAGUUAAUCAAACACUUCUUCAAAUAUAUACAACCGCCAUUAUUUUGGCAAUAUAUAAUAUAUAGUCUUAUAACAAUUCCUAUCUAUCACCAAUUAAAGCCUAUUAACAAAAAAAGAAAAACACACACCAAUUAAAAGCCUUCCCAUUUUAAUUUACAUAAAAAGAAAAACACACACCAAUUAAAAACCUUCCCAUUUUAAUUUAUAUAUAUAGUAGUAUACCCUAGCUACCAAAUUAAAUACAUCAUAUAUAGUGUAUUGUGUCAAGAUGGUUAAUGGUGAUUAUGCUUACCCUUCAACUAUGAAUGUUGAGAGUGUGCACCGUGUGGCAAUACCACCACCACAACCAUUUCUGAAGUCACUCAAAUAUUCUAUGAAAGAAACAUUUUUUCCAGAUGACCCAUUGAGAAAGUUCAAGAACCAAUCAGCUUCAAGGAAAUUUGUGCUUGCUCUUCAACAUUUUUUGCCCAUUUUGGAGUGGGCCCCAAAAUACACAAUUCAGUUCUUGAAAUCUGAUCUUAUUGCUGGAAUCACCAUUGCUAGUUUAGCUAUUCCUCAAGGGAUUAGUUAUGCUAAGCUUGCUAAUCUUCCUCCAAUUCUUGGACUUUAUUCAAGCUUUAUACCACCAUUGAUUUAUGCGAUGAUGGGUAGCUCGAGGGAUUUGGCCGUGGGAACUGUGGCGGUUGGAUCACUUCUAAUGGCUUCCAUGUUGGGUCGUGAAGUUAAUCCAAACGAGAAUCCGAAGCUUUUUCUCCACCUUGCUUUCACAGCAACAUUCUUUGCUGGAGCUCUACAAUUAUCACUCGGUCUCUUUAGGUUGGGGUUUAUUGUGGAUUUUCUAUCACAUGCAGCAAUUGUAGGAUUCAUGGGAGGAGCAGCAACAGUGGUUUGUCUUCAACAACUAAAAUCAAUUUUAGGACUUGAACAUUUUACACACAAAGCUGAUAUUGUGUCAGUUAUGAGUUCUGUUUUCACACAAACUCGUGAGUGGAGGUGGGAAAGUGCAGUGUUGGGAUGUUGCUUUAUUUUUUUCCUCCUCGUCACAAGAUACAUCAGCAAACAACGACCAAAGUUGUUUUGGGUGUCAGCAAUGGCGCCACUAACAUCGGUUAUAUUGGGAAGUCUACUGGUUUAUCUCACUCACGCUGAGAAGCACGGUGUUCAAGUGAUAGGAGAAUUGAAGAAGGGGCUUAAUCCACCUUCAGCAACAGAUUUGGUGUUUGUGUCACCAUAUAUGGGCACAGCCAUCAAAACUGGACUCAUUAUUGGUAUAAUAGCUCUUGCGGAAGGAAUAGCAGUAGGAAGAAGCUUUGCAAUGUUUAAAAAUUACCAUAUUGAUGGCAAUAAAGAAAUGAUAGCUUUUGGUACCAUGAAUAUGUUGGGUUCAUUAACCUCUUGUUACCUCACAACAGGACCGUUUUCGCGUUCGGCCGUGAACUACAACGCCGGGUGCAAAACUGCAGCAUCAAACAUUGUAAUGUCAAUAGCAGUGAUGUUGACAUUAUUAUUCCUAACACCAUUGUUCCAUUACACUCCUCUUGUAGUUCUAGCAGCCAUCAUUGUAUCUGCAAUGCUUGGACUCAUAGAUUAUCAAGCAGCAAUUCAUUUGUGGAAAAUUGACAAAUUUGAUUUUUUAGUAUGCUUCAGUGCAUAUAUUGGGGUUGUCUUUGGCAGUGUUGAAAUUGGCUUAGUAAUAGCUGUUGCAUUAUCUGUGCUUAGAGUACUUUUAUUUGUUGCAAGGCCUAGAACAUUUGUUUUAGGAAACAUUCCAAAUUCUUCAGCAUACAGAAAUGUUGAACAUUAUCCAAAUGCACAUCAUGUUCCUGGAAUACUAAUUCUUGAAAUUGAUGCACCAAUUUACUUUGCUAAUGCAAGCUAUUUAAGAGAGAGGAUCACAAGGUGGAUUGAUGAAGAGGAAGAGAGACUUGAAGGUGCGGGGAAAACCAGUUUGGAGUAUGUUAUUGUGGAUAUGACCGCUGUUGCAAACAUAGAUACGAGUGGAAUAAGCAUGCUCGAAGAGUUCAAAAAGUCGGUCGACAGAAAAGGGCUACAACUCGUUUUGGUCAACCCCGGAAGCGAGGUGACGAAGAAACUGAACAAAUCAAAGUUCCUUGAUGAAAUAGGACACAAAUGGCUUUAUGUGACAGUUGAAGAAGCUGUUGGAGUAUGCAGCUUCAUGCUUGGUACACACAAGGCUAAUCCAAAGAAAGAUGAACCAGAAGGUUUGAACAGUGUGUGAGAAGAAGCAUUGUUUAGUACUGAUUUUUCUUCUUAACUACUAAUUGCUACCGUUAGUAUGUGGCAUGAGAGUUUCUGAAUCAUGCUACAGAAGAUAUAGAGUGUGCAAGGGUAUUUAUAUUAAUAAAUUUUCAUUAGUUUGUACCUUGAGUUGGAAGAAAUUAAUGUUUCCAACAUAGGCUAUUGAAUGUUUUAUGUAUCUUGAAAAUCUAAUUUCAAAUGGAAAAUAGUAGUUAUGAAAUUGGAAA
This is a messenger RNA of Trifolium pratense (red clover), 2703 nucleotides long. Its product is annotated as sulfate transporter 3.1-like. Bases 486 to 2456 code for a protein of 656 amino acids. Gene Ontology annotation, molecular function: secondary active sulfate transmembrane transporter activity. Lineage: Eukaryota; Viridiplantae; Streptophyta; Magnoliopsida; Fabales; Fabaceae. The record is from RefSeq and is a predicted model, not a curated record. The transcript has 12 exons. Gene Ontology annotation, cellular component: membrane. Gene Ontology annotation, biological process: transmembrane transport.